AUGAGGAAGUACCUCAACGACGGACAUGCAGAGGUAGUUACCGAAGCGGAGCAAGCACCAACAGAGCAUAUUUACUAUAUGCCACACCAGGCGGUUGUCCGGGAGGAUUCAACGACAACGAAGCUCAGAGUUGUCUUUGAUGCUUCUUCGCAUGCCCCGGGGACCGCAUCUCUGAACGCGCAUCUCGAAAAGGGACCGAAGCUAAACACGGAACUACUGCCGCUGCUGCUGCGCUUUCGGACGGUAAAGGUCGCUCUGGUGGCGGACAUUGCCAAAGCGUUCCUCCAGAUUGUAGUCAGGGAAGAGGAUCGUGACGCACUUCGUUUCCUGUGGUGUAACGAAACGUCGAAGGAAGAUGGUCAGUUGCCCAACGUGGAAGUCUGGAGAAUGACCAGAGUACCGUUCGGUACAACCUCCAGUCCUUUCCUUUUGUCGGCGACAAUACGGUACCAUCUAAAGAAUGUGGAAGAGCACCUACAGGAAACGGCAGCGCAUCUUGCAAAUUCCUUUUAUGUGGAUGAUCUAUUGACUGGUGCUUCAAGCGAGGAUGAAGCUGAAGAACUGUACAAGGACGCGAAUACCGUCAUGAGGGCGGCUGGGAUGGAGUUAAGAAAGUGGGCAUCGAAUUCCCCGGCUCUCAAUAGCCUCUUCGCAGAUCACGAGCCACGCUUAGAAGAGCACUACGCUGCGACCAUAGAAACAGGACUUUUGGAAUUACGGUGGAAUCGACACACUGACAGCAUCAAGCUCACGGAAUGCAGCCCACCCAACACCACGUCGGCGGGCAACACGAAACGCUCGGUGCUGCAGCUCUCAGCCUCGAUUUUCGACCCACUUGGUGUUGCCAGUCCAUUCACGAUACGGGCUCGCAUGCUCUUCCAGCGCAUCUGGCAGCAUGGUCUUAAUUGGGACGACGAAAUACCUGAAGAAAUAGCUUUGGAGUGGAAGCGCUGGUGCGAGGAACUGCCGGACAUGGCAAGAAUCGAAAUACCUCGGUAUGUGAGCCAAGGGGUUGAAGACAUUGCGAACGCAAUCCAGGUGCACAUCUUCACGGACGCCAGUCAGUCGGCUUACGGAGCCACCGUAUACCUGCGCACAGAGGACGUCAAUGGAAAGGUCGUGGUCACGCUGAUGGUUGCUAAAGCACGAGUUGCGCCGCUAAAAACACUGACCCUACCCCGCCUAGAACUUAUGGGAGCUCUAAUAGGAUGUAGGCUGGCCAAAAGCCUUUUGGGUUCGCUCUCUCACCUUCCCCUCCAGCUAAUCUUCUGGACAGACUCGAACAUCGUACUCUGUUGGAUUAAAGGAUCGGCACUGCGGUGGAAGCAGUUUGUACGCAACAGGGUGACAGAAAUUCAAACUGCAACCGAUCCAGCUGCUUGGAGGCACUGCUUGGAGGCCAGGGGAGCAAAAUCCAGCGGACCUGCUCACAAGAGGUGA
This is a messenger RNA of Ornithodoros turicata, 1440 nucleotides long. RefSeq lists its product as uncharacterized. Bases 1 to 1440 code for a protein of 479 amino acids. Lineage: Eukaryota; Metazoa; Arthropoda; Arachnida; Ixodida; Argasidae. The record is from RefSeq and is a predicted model, not a curated record. The transcript has a single exon.